AAUGAUUGCAGAAAUAGGAUCCGGUAAUGCAAGAACAUGUUCGACGUAUUGACCAUGGUGAAAUUCAUUAUCAUUAUCUUGGUCAUAGCAUUCAAAAUGAAUUGAUAAGUAUGUUAGCUUCUAAAAUCAAAUGUGCAAUAGUUCAAAAAAUUAAAGAAGCUAAAUAUUUUUCAGUAAUACUUGAUUGUACUCCGGAUGUAAGUCACCAAGAACAAAUGACUUUAAUAUUACGAUGUGUCGAUAUUUCUACAAGCCCGAUAAAAAUAGAAGAAUUUUUUAUAGAAUUUUUAAAAGUAAAUGAUACAUCUGGACAAGGGCUUUUUGAAGAAUUACAAAAUGUGCUAAAAACUCUUAAUCUUGAUAUUGAUAAUGUACGAGGUCAAGGGUAUGAUAAUGGGUCUAAUAUGAAAGGGAGACACCAAGGUGUACAAAAAAAAGUACUUGAAAUAAAUCCUAGAGCAUUAUACACGCCUUGUGGUUGUCAUAGUCUUAAUUUAACACUUUGUGACAUGGCAAAUUGUUGUGGUAAAGCAAAAGACUUUUUUGGAGUGAUACAACGCAUUUAUACAUUAUUUUCUCACUCAACAAAGCGAUGGCAAAUUUUGAUAAAUAAUGUAAAAGGUUUAACUGUGAAACCAUUGUCGACUACACGUUGGGAAAGCCAUAUUGAAAGCGUUAAAGCAAUUAGAUUCCAAACGCUUGAAAUAAGAGAAGCACUACUUCAGUUAGCAGAAACUGAUAAUGACUCCAAAAUAAAGAGUGAAGCUGAUUCUUUAGCAACACAUGGAAUUGGAAAUUUUGAAUUUUUAUUAAGUAUGAUUAUUUGGUAUGAUAUAUUGUUUGCUGUUAACUUAAUUAGCAAAUAUUUACAAUCUAAAGACAUGCUUAUUGAUAUUGCUAUAGAUCAAGUAAAAUGAUUGAUUAGGUUUUUUGAGGAGUAUAGAGAAGUUGGGUUCACACAAGCUAUGACAAUUGCUAAAGAAAUUGCUAUUGAAAUGGAAAUUGAUUCUGUAUUUUAAGUAAAACGUCAAAUCCGUAGAAAAAGACAAUUUGAUGAGAAUGUUAAUGAGGAGACAACACAAUCAGCUGAAGAAUCUUUUAGAAUCAAUUAUUUUUUGUGUAUUGUAGAUCAAGCUAUUGGUUCACUAAAGAAAAGGUUUGAGCAAUAUAAAGCAUAUGAAGAUAUUUUUGGAUUUUUGUUUGGUUCAGAAAAGUUAAACUCAUUAGAUGAUAAUAAUUUGAAAGCAUGUUGUGAUAAUCUUGAAAUUGUUCUAAAAUAUAAAACAUUUUCUGAUCUUGAUGGGAAAGAUUUAUAUGGAGAACUAAAAAUCUUACGAUAUAUUUUACCAAAAGAAACAAAGAUGGC
This is a messenger RNA of Asparagus officinalis (garden asparagus), 1366 nucleotides long. RefSeq names its product zinc finger MYM-type protein 1-like. Lineage: Eukaryota; Viridiplantae; Streptophyta; Magnoliopsida; Asparagales; Asparagaceae. The record is from RefSeq and is a predicted model, not a curated record. The transcript has a single exon. The coding region runs from base 27 to 917 and encodes 296 amino acids.